AUGACAGCUGUCCCACUUAUUGUGAAGUUAUUGUCCUCAUCAGUCUCAGUGGCAAAUAGAGCUGGAAAAAUUGUUAGAGAUGUUAUGAGCAAAGGAGAACUCGGUAUCGUCGAAAAGGGUAAAGAUGACUUUCAGACUGAAGCCGAUAGAUCUGCACAGCGGUGCAUUAUUGCAUCACUUUCCACUCAAUAUCCCAAAUUGAAUAUUAUUGGUGAAGAAGAUAGUUUGGAUACAGUGGAUGAAGUUCCUAGCGAUUGGAUUGUUAUAGACUCUGAUAAAGAUGUUCUGAGCCUCGAGUGCCCCCCCAGCCUUCAAGAUAUUAAGGAAGAGGAUAUUGUUGUAUGGGUGGAUCCUCUUGAUGGAACUUCAGAAUACACUCAAGGUGCCCUAAUGUUGAAGAGAGAUCCUUGGGAAAGAUGGAAAAUGUACUUAACACAUCCAUUUAUUAGUAUCAAAUGGUAUUUAAGUUUGCUCCAAUCAAAUUAUGGUUUUCUAGAGCAUGUGACUGUUCUGAUUGGUAUAUCUGUCAAUGAAAAGCCUGUGGCAGGGGUUAUUCACCAACCAUAUUAUAAAACACUAAUUGGAGGUGAAAAUAAGUUGGGCAGGACUAUAUGGGGCUUGCAAGACACAGGAGUUGGUGGAUUCACUCCUGCACCUCCCCCGGAUGCUCUAGUUAUUACUACUACAAGAAGUCACUCUAAUCCGCUUGUAGAGAAGGCACUUCAAGUGAUGAAUGCCAAUCAAAUAUUGCGUGUUGGAGGAGCGGGCUACAAGGUCUUACAAUUACUGGAAGGAGUUGCAUCAGUAUAUGUGUUUGCAAGUAGUGGCUGUAAAAAAUGGGAUACAUGUGCACCUGAGGCAAUACUAUCUGCAGCUGGAGGAAAGUUGACUGAUGUUCUUGGCAACUUCUACAAAUACGGCGCCUCAGAAUCGCGACCGAACAAAACUGGAGUACUCGCUGCUGUUAACAAUGAUUUACAUAGUUACGCCCUCAGCAAAAUACCUCAAGAACUAAAAGACACAUUGUCCAAAAAG
Molecule: messenger RNA, 1035 nt
Organism: Iphiclides podalirius (scarce swallowtail)
Lineage: Eukaryota; Metazoa; Arthropoda; Insecta; Lepidoptera; Papilionidae
Source: the annotation of a GenBank genome assembly